GCUCUGGGUCUCAGAGGAGGCUGUGGACCGCCAGCAGUUUCUGGGGGAGCUUUUCUCUUUGCAUCGGCCUUGUGCUUCCUUACGGUAGUUGACUCCGUCCUGAUGGCUGGGUUGGGACCUGGGUCAGGGGUUGGGGGUCAGGAUCUGCUUUGGGCUCCUGCAGGCUUACUGGUCAGGCGUUUUGUAGAGGCCCCUAGAUGUGGGUCCGUUCAGUGUUUUUCUCGUGGUCGGACCGGGGUCCUGGAGGAAGUCCAUGCAGGAGGGGUGCCCCUCCCAGCACGUGAAGAUCUCCUUCCAAGUUAGGAGCGGAAAGGGUGAGAGGAGAAAUUGGGUGGACACACCCAGCGCAGUCCUGAGGGCCCGGAGGCAGCAGAGGAUGACCGGAUCCAGGGUCCGAUGAGCUCCCCUGUGGACUGCGUGAGGGGCAGCGGGGCCCAGUGGCGGGCAGGAGGCAACAUCAUUCUGGCCUGUCGGGACAUGGAGAAGUGUGAGGCGGCAGCAAAGGACAUUCGCAGGGAGACCCUUAAUCACCACGUCAACGCCCGGCACCUGGACUUGGCCUCCCUCAAGUCCAUCCGAGAGUUCGCAGCGAAGAUCAUUGAAGAGGAGGAGCGCGUGCACAUCCUGGUCAACAACGCGGCCGUGAUGCGGUGCCCCCACUGGACCACCGAGGACGGCUUUGAGAUGCAGUUUGGCGUUAACCACCUGGGUCACUUUCUUUUGACCAACUUGCUGCUCGACAAGCUGAAAGCCUCGGCCCCUUCGCGCAUCAUCAACCUCUCGUCCUUGGCGCACGUUGCGGGCCACAUAGACUUCGAGGACUUGAACUGGGAGAGGAGGGAGUACGACACGAAGGCGGCCUACUGCCAGAGCAAGCUGGCCGUGCUCCUGUUCACCAGGGAGCUGAGCCGGCGGCUGCAGGGCACAGGCGUGACUGUCAAUGCUCUGCACCCCGGCGUGGCCAGGACGGAGCUGGGCAGACACACGGGCAUGCACAGCUCUGCCUUCUCCAGCUUCACCCUCGGGCCCAUCUUCUGGCUGCUGGUCAAGAGCCCCCAGCUGGCAGCCCAGACCAGCACGUACCUGGCUGUGGCAGAGGAACUGGAGGGCGUUUCCGGAAAGUACUUCGAUGGACUCAAAGAGAAGGCUCCAGCCCCGGAAGCUGAGGAUGAGGAGGUAGCCCAGAGGCUUUGGGCUGAAAGUGCUCGCCUGGUGGGCCUGGAGAUGUCCCGUGGCUCCUCUGUGAGGGGACAGCCCCUCGACGAAUAGCCUCUGGGACCAGGUGUGAAAACCACGUGGGAAGCUGAAUUACCAGGAUGCACAGCCAGGCCGAGGCUGGCUGCUCUGUCUGCAGCACCCUCUAGGUGGCAGUGUUGCCCAAGGAAUUCUGGCUGCCACACCUACAUCACCCUCUAGGUGGCAGUGUUGGUCAAGGAAUGUUGACUACCAUGCCCACGUCCGGUCUAGGUGUUACUGUUGACACCACAGGAGCCCCAAGGCCCACCAGUGCUGGUGCUCGUGCCCGCAGCACCCCCUAGAUGGCAUUAUCGCUCAAGGAACGCUGGCUGCUAUGCCCACACCGUCCGGUAGGGGCCACUAGUGGUUCUUGUUUCUCUUCUCAGGCACAGUGGACCCAGCUGCAGGUGCACACCUGGCCCACUGGCCGGCAGGUGCGCGGGGCCGUCAGACACCUGCCUUGUGCAUGUAACUGGGAGCUGCUGAGGGAGGAGUCCGCUCCCCUCGGUGUGGCCAUGGCAGGAGAGUCAGUGGUGCCCACGGUGCAGAACUGUACGGCCAGUGGAAAAGCUGUCAGCCAGACAGGGUCAAGUUCAUGGUUCCCCAUGGGACCCUGCACACCCUCAGUCACCUCUCUGAGCCUCGGUUUCUCCCACUGUAGAAUGUGCAGAGUAACUUGACUACCUCACAGGAUGGUAUGGUGGUUAAGGAGUUCUCGUCCGGCUCGGGGAGGGGCAGCUGUGCGCUCCUUGCUGGCACCAAAAGGCUCAGUGCUCAAGAUCCAAAUACUUGAACAUUAAAAAAAAAAGGUGACAUUUGAGAUACUUGGGGAGGCCAGGGAUGCUGUUCCACGUCCACAGAACAGCAGCGGAUGAUUGUGCCCCUAAUGCCAAUCCCGAGGGAGGGGACGGAAGGAAAGGCAGAAUUAAAGACGCCCCGAAGCGUUAUGAA
Hyaena hyaena (striped hyena) is the source of this 2187-nucleotide messenger RNA. It is a transcript of the gene RDH13, whose product is annotated as retinol dehydrogenase 13. NCBI's taxonomy places the organism in Eukaryota, Metazoa, Chordata, Mammalia, Carnivora, Hyaenidae. The transcript is spliced from 7 exons. Gene Ontology annotation, molecular function: oxidoreductase activity. The coding region runs from base 397 to 1269 and encodes 290 amino acids. The record is from RefSeq and is a predicted model, not a curated record.